This is a messenger RNA of Cladophialophora immunda, 1218 nucleotides long. RefSeq lists its product as uncharacterized. The record is from RefSeq and is a predicted model, not a curated record. Gene Ontology annotation, molecular function: O-methyltransferase activity. Bases 1 to 1218 code for a protein of 405 amino acids. The transcript has a single exon. Lineage: Eukaryota; Fungi; Ascomycota; Eurotiomycetes; Chaetothyriales; Herpotrichiellaceae.
AUGUCUGCGAACAAUAUCUGUGGCCAGAGCCAUGGCUCCGGCUCGUUAGAUACUGGAUCGUCCAACAUCUUAGAGGAUCGCGGUCAAACGUCUGUCGACAGAACAACUUCACCGAUGGGUCAUCGCGAAGAAAUACUCACUCUGCUCGAAAGACCUCGAGAUGUCCUCAUGGAGAUGGCUCAAGUGGGCCGCGUCAGGCUCGGUGUGCUCCAGGUGAUGGUUUCUUUCAACGUCGCGUCUACCGUACCAAUCGGCGGCUCUCGCGCCCUCGGUGAUAUAUCGGCGCUUCUCGGGAUUGAACUUCCCAUCCUCGAACGAAUUUUUCGAUUCGCCUUUUGUUCGAGCAUUUUCCAGGAAACAGCCCCCGGAUCCGGCGUGGUUAUGCAUACUGAACUUUCCAAAGCCAUGGUAGAACACGCGGAUUGGCUUCGAUUGGUGCUCUCACGCGAGAUCAUGCACCCGAGCUUCAGACUGGUCGAUGUCUUAUCGAUGGACAAGUCAACCCAACCCCGACCGACGGCGGCCGAACUCACUUUCGGUCGCAGCUUUUGGGACGAGCUAGGAUCUCCUACCAGUUCCUUGAGCCUGCAAGCAUUUCAUGCCGGGCUCGUGUCGAUGUUGAGUCCGGACCACACCGUGACUAUGUUCCCGGGCCACGAACUGGGUAACAUGCUGGUGGUUGACGUGGGGGGAGGUUGGGGUCAGUUUGCCAUAGACGCAGCGCGGAUGUACGGCAACUUGAGCUUCUUGGUGCAAGAUUUAGCCGAACAGAGGGACCUCGCCGAGGAAAAGAUUCCGAGUGAACUGCGAAACCGGGUACGCUUCUCGGUUCACGACUUCUUCCAGCCGCAACCCGUGGUGACGGAGGGGCCUGUGUGCUAUUUCUUGAGGAGGGUGCUACACGAUUGGAAUGACAUUGAUUGCGUCAGGAUCCUUCAGAAUCUGCGCCCCGGACUGCAGAGACCGGGAAGCAAGCUCUUCAUUGCCGAAUUUGUGCUGCCAGAUGUCCUAGCGGGCCCCAGAGUCACCCCAGCCGAAGAAUCUGUGGCGCGAGCCAUGGACUUGACCAUGUUGUCUCUUUUCUUCUCCAAAGAGAGGACAAUUACCGACUUUCAGUCGAUGCUGCAUGACGUCGAUCCUCGACUAAACGUCCAAUGGACGAGGAAGGACCCUGACUCACCUAUGAUACUCUUGGAGGCGGCGAUGUCGCAGGGAUGA